ACAGGUGAACAAGCUCAUAGAGGAGCAAGAAAAGGACAAGAGGCGGUCUUGAGUCUUCAGCUUGUAAGACAUACUAAGGAUGGCCAAAGGUGACUCCUCUGUGCGCUGCUUCCAAGGCCUGUUGAUUUUUGGAAAUGUGGUUAUUGGAAUGUGUGGCAUUGCACUGACAGCAGAAUGCAUCUUCUUUGUAUCGGACCAACACAGCCUUUACCCUUUACUAGAAGCUACUGAUAAUGAUGACAUCUAUGGAGCAGCCUGGAUUGGCAUCUUUGUUGGCUUCUGCCUCUUCUGCUUGUCUGUUCUUGGCAUCGUGGGCAUCAUGAAGUCUAGUAGAAAAAUACUUCUGGCGUAUUUUAUUCUGAUGUUUAUAGUAUAUGCCUUUGAAAUGGCAUCCAGUAUCACAGCCGCUGUGCAGCGAGAUUUUUUCACUACCAACCUCUUCCUGAGGCAGAUGCUGGAAAGGUACCAGAACAAAAGUCAGUCCAAUAAUGAUGACAUAUGGAAAAAUAGAGGAGUGACCAAAACCUGGGACCGCCUCAUGCUCCAGGAAAAGUGCUGUGGUGUCAAUGGUCCAUCAGAUUGGCAAAAGUACAAGUCGGCCUUCCGGGAUGAGAAUAAUGAUGCCGACUACCCCUGGCCUCAUCAGUGCUGCGUCAUGGACAGUCUCUAUACGCCACUCAAUCUCGAUGCUUGUAAACUUGGCGUGUCUGGCUAUUAUCACAGCAAGGGCUGUUAUGAACUGAUCUCUGGACCAAUGAACCGACAUGCCUGGGGCGUUGCAUGGUUUGGAUUUGCCAUUCUCUGCUGGACUUUCUGUGUUCUCCUGGGCACGAUGUUCUACUGGAGUAGAAUUGAAUACUGAAAGUAAGAGUGGCACCAUUGUUCUUCAGUCCUCCCAAGUGUCUCCAGAGUUGGUGCAUGGACCCAUUCAUUGCUCUCCAGAUACUAUCCCUUUUGUGCUCCAGAGUGAUGGAAGCAUUUUAUACUCAUCAAACUGGUCUGAUACUGCCAAGGACGUGCACUAUUCACUUCUCUUUUUCCUGGAUCCCAUAGCUCUCUCCACCAGGGUGUAUCAUCACUGUCUUCUCUUACUGUGAUGUUUCCACAGAUUACACAGAACACAAAAUCCAGGAGUGAUGUGGAUAGUACAUGUCCCCAUCAUUAGUUCAUCAGCUCAUUAUCCACUUUUGGAUCUUGAAACAUUGAAAAGGCCUCCAACUCCUGAUACUCCUGACAGCAGGCCUGGCCCGUUUUGUUUGUACAAACUCAUUGUACCUGGUUGGUACUUUUCUAAAGAAUCAAAUCCACCAGAAGGUGGAGGAUAGGAGGUGCCCUGUGCCAUACAUACUGAGACCAGUGAAGGAGCAAAGGAGAAGGUAUUGAUUACCUAUUGCAAUGUACCUUCUCUUUGGUUCCUCCGUGUCUGAUAUCUGUGGAAAUACUCAGUGUUCCUUUCAUUGCUCUCUAUAGUCUUUCUGUUCUUGGGGCAAUUACUUACUUUGACUUAGCUAACCACAAAGACUGAAAUCAUGUAUUCUCUUCAGUGGCCCCAGUUUUACUCUUGCUUUGAAGCUGUAGGGGUCAAUUCCAUGGGUUCCUAUAGGCAUGAAACAAGUUUGUGUGCCUAAUAAAUCUUGGUCUUUUAUGUUUUCAAGCAAGUGAGAGGGAAGGAAGUAUGGAAGAAGGGAAGAAUGGAGCUUAUCUAUAUUUUGUGAUGGGCUACAGUUUGUGGGAAUUUGGGGGUGGAGGCUGGUCAGAAUAUCUCUCUUUUGUUUCAUUUUCAUAUAUCAGAGGGAGGUUCCCAAGGGUUGCAAUUGUUUCUAAACAUUUCUAUUAAUAAAAUUGGUUUGAGAUAUUUUCA
Trichosurus vulpecula (common brushtail) is the source of this 1861-nucleotide messenger RNA. RefSeq names its product uroplakin 1B (gene UPK1B). The transcript is spliced from 8 exons. Bases 80 to 862 code for a protein of 260 amino acids. The record is from RefSeq and is a predicted model, not a curated record. NCBI's taxonomy places the organism in Eukaryota, Metazoa, Chordata, Mammalia, Diprotodontia, Phalangeridae. Gene Ontology annotation, cellular component: membrane.